AAGUGGACGCGCUCCGUCCUGCAGCAGCAGCAGCGCGGUGGAGGAGCAGCAGCAGCAGCAGCAGGAGGAGGAUCGGGCCGGUCUGAGACAGAAAGCGUCGCCUCUGGCUUCCCCCCGGUGUUCCGCCGCCUUCCUGAAGCGGUUGUAGGAUCAUCCAGUGUUCGGCUUUUGUGAUCAUUUUUCUGUUUUUCCCUUGAAGAUGAGCUCCGGGACGAACGUCGUGCAGGUGACCAACGUGUCCCCGAGCACCACCUCGGAGCAGAUGCGCACUCUGUUCGGCUUUCUGGGAACCGUCGAGGAGCUCAAACUCUUCCCUCCUGAUGACUCCACCAUGCCGGUGACGUCGCGCGUGUGCUUCGUGAGGUUUAGCGAGCAGGAGUCGGUCGGCGUUUCCCAGCACCUCACAAACACAGUGUUUGUGGACAGGGCUCUUAUAGUUGUGCCCUACGCAGAAGGUGUGAUCCCGGACGAGUCGAAAGCUCUGUCGCUGAUGGCACCUGCCAACGCCGUCGCCGGUCUUCUUCCUGGUGGAGGACUGCUGCCCACGCCCAACCCUCUUGCAUCGAUGGGAGGAGGUGUUCUGGGUGCUCUUGGUGGUCCCACCAUGCUGCCCGGUGCUGGCAUGAACCCCCAGGCACUCUCUGCUGAUCAGAUUUUGAAGCUGAUGACCUCCGUGGACCCAAAGAUGAACCCGAUGGCGGCGAGCAUGGGUCUCAAAGCGGACGCUUCCAACAAGGAGAUCGAGGAAGCCAUGAAGCGAGUCAGAGAGGCGCAGUCCCUCAUCUCGGCUGCGAUCGAACCCAGCAGUAAAAAAGACAGCAAGCGCAAACAUUCCCGCUCCAAGUCCAGGUCUAGAUCCAGGCGCAGGAGAUCCCGCUCUCGCUCCCGACACAGGAGGUCGAACAGCAGGUCUCGGAGACGCUCUCGGUCCAGGAGCCGCAGGCAUUCCCGAAGCCCCAGGAGGAGGAGAUCUCGCUCCAGAGACCGCGGCCGCCGCUCCGCCAGCAAAUCCAGGGAUAGAAAGAAAGAGGAGAAAGUCAAGAAACGUUCUAAAACGCCUCCAAAGAGCUACAGCACCGCCAGGAGAUCUAGAAGCACAAGCCGAGGUGUCUGUAGACCACGGGAACAUCAUCCAACACCUCAACACGUAAACCGGAGGCGAAGGAAGAGUGUCAGCCGAUCUCCUAAAAGAUCCCCCAAAAGAUCCCCCAAAAGAAGAGCAUCCAGGACACCAUCACCAAGAAGGCACAAGAAAGAGAAGAAGAGAGACCGGGAAAGAGAGAAGGACAAAGAGCGCGAGCGGGACAGGAAGUCUGACCGAGAUCGCAGCCGUGACGAGUCUGAGCGCUCCUCCAACAAGAAGAAAAAGAGCAAGGAUAAGGAGAGAGAGCGGACCCCCGAUAGCGAGAAACGAGACGUGAAGGUGACGCGCGACUACGACGAAGAGGAGCAGGGCUACGACAGCGAGAAGGAGCGAGAGGCCAAGGAUUCAGAUUAUUCAGGCUCCUCCCCCACACGCUACGAGGGCGACGGCGAGGCAGACGGCGGCAAACGCACGCCCAAGCAGGCCAAGCAGAACGGAGCCGAACACCACGAAGAGCAGGACAUGGACGUGAGCGACUGAGCGGACGGACUCGGAUGGAGGAGUAGCGCGAUCCGAUUCGCCCUGGCGUCGUCUUUGUAACCCCGGGAAUUUUCUGUGUUCUCAUCAUGAAUAUUUCGAUUCGGGUUCAUUAUCACAAAGUAGCCUGCGUUUGUAAUACGUCCUUUUUUUUUUUUUUUUUUGGGCCCUAAAAAGUGAAAGGAUUGUUCAUUUCAGUGUUCCUCUUAUCUUUUCUGCAUCGUUUCCCUUCAUUCUCUCCAUCACAGCUAAUAUUUUAUCCUCUUCAUCAUCGCUCUUCUUAUCUAACAGGUAACAGGACAAGAGUUUUCUUUGUCUGCAGAUCUUUUUUUUUUUUUUUUUUUUUUUGGUAAAAAAUCCCCACCCCUCCCAAUUGAAGGUUUUCAUUCAUCUCUUUUGAUACCCAUUUGGCGUAAAAGUCAUUUUAAAUAGAACGAGUUCAUGACGUAAGUACAUGAUUAGUGCUUUAUAUUCCUAGAAUUCGUAUUCAGUAGGUGACCAUCCUGCAGUUGGAGUUUUUUUUAUACUGUAAAUAAACUCGCUUGAGUCAAA
Molecule: messenger RNA, 2173 nt
Organism: Silurus meridionalis
Lineage: Eukaryota; Metazoa; Chordata; Actinopteri; Siluriformes; Siluridae
Product: serine/arginine-rich splicing factor 11-like
Exons: 13
Coding region: 200-1624 (474 amino acids)
Cellular component (GO): nucleoplasm
Molecular function (GO): RNA binding
Source: RefSeq, a predicted model, not a curated record